Hermetia illucens (black soldier fly) is the source of this 1086-nucleotide messenger RNA. RefSeq names its product collagenase-like. NCBI's taxonomy places the organism in Eukaryota, Metazoa, Arthropoda, Insecta, Diptera, Stratiomyidae. Bases 138 to 1013 code for a protein of 291 amino acids. Gene Ontology annotation, molecular function: serine-type endopeptidase activity. Gene Ontology annotation, biological process: proteolysis. The transcript is spliced from 2 exons. The record is from RefSeq and is a predicted model, not a curated record.
CUUAUAAAUGUAUCUGAGUUUGAGAUUAAGUGAAAAUUUAGUUUGUUAUUGUUAAAAGAAAUGUAGAAGCUUAAGUUCGAAGAUACAAAGGAGUUUAAAGUGUGUUCCUGCAGACUUUAAGUUUUGAGCGCUGAAAAAUGAGAUUUGCUAUUUUUAUACUGUGCCACGUUUAUAUCCUGGUGAGCAAUUCCUGCACUAAUGUCGCCACAUCGAAACUCAUCCCGACUCCCCAUUCACGAAUAUCUGGAGGCAGCCUAGCUGGAAUCAACGAGUUUCCCUGGCAUGUCUAUAUCCUAGCAAACGGAGAUGGGAUUGCUUCAACCUGCGGAGGUUCGAUAUUGUCCGAAACCUGGGUCCUAACAGCAGCACAUUGCACUCAUGGAUUCCUGAAUUUGGAUCUAUAUUUCGGCUCCACGGAUGUUUACUCUAUGCCCACUAUCAUUUCGUCCACAUAUUGGAUAGAGCAUAGCCAAUAUGAUCCUUCAAACUACAACAAUGACAUCUCCGUAGUACAACUGGAAUCGGCCCUCAAUUACACCCCCGGAAUUCAACCGAUGAAUCUAAUAUCGCCAAGUGAAAGUAGCAAUGACUUUGUCAAUGAAGUAGCAACAGUUCUAGGAUUUGGAUACACAUCGGAUCAAAAUCCGCAGGAGUCAUCCGAUUUGCUCUUCACGAAAGUUCUGAUAGUCCCUAAUACGGAUUGCACGGCAAGGUACGGGGCAGAUAUUGUUACAGAAAAGACCCUGUGUGCGGUGGGAAAUGCUUCUUUGGACCACAGCAUCUGUAGCGGAGAUUCGGGGGGUGCAAUGGUUAUAAAAAAUGAGAAUGAUGAUUACGUUCAAAUUGGGAUCAAUUCCUUUGUCUCGGAUUUAGGAUGCACAACUGGAUGGCCAUCAGGAUAUGUUCGCGUUGGUUCCUAUUUAGAAUGGAUCAGUACUCAGACGGGGAUUCGAAUGGAUACUAGCCCCACCAAUGUUAAAUUUUCAUUAAAUAGGAGAGCGGUUUUAGGGUGAAGUGCAAUAUGUUUGCAUUAUAAGAAAAUGUGAUUAAAUUUCUGGCUUUGUUCUAAGUAAUUAAACAUGCUAA